AUGGACGAUAAACUAUCUGAUCUCCUCAAGUCCCCAGAUGUUACUGUUGAAGAUCUAUUGCUCGAAGAUAAUACAGUACAGGAGAUUAGGAACGGCAACCAGAAAGUUAUUGAGUUUUUGUUAAAGAAAAAGAAUAUGAAAGAUCUACUUAGCUACAUCCUUGAGGAACCUCCAGCUGAUGCUUCUCACAACAGAGGUCAUAAAUUCCCCUUUAUGGUCAGUGAGAUUUUUGGAAAUUCUAUGAGCAAGCUCUUCGGAAUCUUUUUCUCAGACGAGCCCGAAGAAGACCCUAGCAACGCUAAGAACGAUGAAGACGAAGGAGAUGAAGAGACUACUGAGGAAGAAGGUGACAAAGAAAGCCCCACAAGCGAAGAUGUUGACAAGAUAAAAUCCCUCCUCAAAAUCAAACAAGCAAUCAUGAAAGAGCAGGAACAAGAAAAGCCAACUGAAAAAGAGCCUGAAGAUAAGAAAAAUUUGGAAGAAAAAGCCCCUGAGACAACAGAUGAGCAAGCUGAAAAUACUCAAGAGGCAGAUACUGACAAAAAGGAUGAGCCUGAAGACCACAAAGAAGAGUCUGAAGACCACAAAGAAGAGUCUGAAGACCACAAAGAAGAGCCUGAAGAGCAGCAAGAGAAGGCUGAGAAAAAGAAGCAGCUGAAGAAGAGAAAUCUGAAGAAACAGAACAACCUUCUGAUACUAAAGAACCAGUUGAAGAGAAACAGUCUACUGAACCUGCAGCUGAUCCUGAGAAAGAAAAAAGAGGAUGUUCCAGAUUCGGAAGAAGUCAAGGAAAAACAAGAGGAGGACUCAGUUUCCAAAUCUGAUGAGAAAGUAGAAGAAACAGAAUCUCCUAAAGAAGCAGAAGAGCCUGAAAAGAAUGAAGCUCCAGAGGAGGAAGAGCAGAAAGAGGCCGAAGAGCCUGAUAAUACUUCUGAGCCAACCAUUUCAAAUGAUGAAAAAGUUAUAGAAACUUCUGAAGAAUCGAAUCAAGAGAAAGUGCCUGAAGAUAGUACUAAAAAUGAUCAGACUCCAUCCGAGGAAAAGGAAGAACCUUCUGAAGUCACCAAAGAACAGACUGAUGAAAAGGAAGAGACCACUGAUGAAAAGGAGGAAGCUGCUGAAGAGAAGGAAGAAGAGGACAAGCCUGAAGCUUCUCAAGAAGAGGAGAAAGAAGAAGCAGUAUCUCCGGCUCCUACUGAGCAAAUAGAGGAAGACCCAGAAUUAAAGAAGCCAAUCACUGAAUAUUUAGUCGAUUUUAUCCGGACAGAUGAGGAACUAAAUCCGGUUCUCUGUGGGUAUUUCUGCAAACUUUUGAAUACCAUUAUCACCCAGAAUAAGGAGAAGUUCUUCUUGUAUGCCUUUGAUCCUGCAAACAGCAUGAUCGAGCACUUCACCAAGCAUGUAUACAACAGAAGUAUUGCUGAUCUGUUCAUUAGAAUUAUUAAAGACUGUAAUGAAGAUGCUUCGACCAAGCUUGAAAUUCUUUCUGGAAUAAUAGAUGGUAUCGAGUCCCAACAGUAUGAAGGAAAACUCAACUCUGCUCAUAUCAUAAAGGAGCUAAUGGAGAUCAAGAAUAUCCUAGAAGUGCUCAAGGAAAAGGAAAUCAAUGUUAAGCUAUUUGAUCUGCUGAAAUCAGACGAUGAAAUGACUGUCCAAGUUGUCCUAGACAUCUUAAACACUUUGUAUAAGAAGUUCCCCUUCUAUGUGCCAAAGAAGAGCAAUGAUGCUGAGGAGGAUGAGUUCGCAAAGAACUACUUAUCCUCUAGCGAUACUGACGAAAUGGUUAUCAUUCCAUAUAUAGAUAAGCUACUCAUUGAAAAGUUACCCUUGGUCGAAGAAAUCCUUGAAAGAGAGACCGAUUCAGUCCUAGAGCAGCAGUAUGGGGAAACUAUCAAGCCAUUUGGAGCAGUUAGGAUGGGAAUUACAAGAUUUAUUGCUAAUAUCAUUGCUGUCGGAAGUCAAGACUAUGCUCUCAAGCUAUCAUUAUGCCUACCAUAUCUACUCAAAUACUGUGUUGAAUAUCCUUGGAACACAAUGCUUCAUAACUUGGUCGAACAAAUAUUCGAGGAGAUCUUUAAGGCAAAUUCAAAAUACAAGGAUGAUAUCAGAACAGCUCUGUUAGUAGAGACUUCAGUCACUGAUUUCAUUACUGACUGUGCUAUCGAGACAGAGAUGAAGGGCUCAGGUAGAAAUAUCAGAACAGGUCUUAUUGCUACAGUUAUCAACAUUGCAAAUAUCUUGAACAACCACAAAAGUGAAUACGUUCAGGAAGAAUUGAAAAAGAAUGAGAAAUGGACUACUUUUGUAGACACUGAGCUCAAGUAUUCAAAUGAAAACAACGAGAGAGCUCUGGCUGGCCAUCAAAGUAAGACUGGAGACUCUGAUGACGAUUCUGCUAACUACCAGACAAGCAUGGAUAAACUCUUUGCUGCUUUCACCAGUUUAAAAGAAUCUCAUGAUAGUAGCAGAGAGUUAUCAGACUCAGAUGAAGAGGAAGAAGACCAAAAUACUGACAAUAUUCUUGAAGGCAUCGAUUCCUCUGAGGAUAAGAAAGAUCAGAAUGAGAAAGAGCAGACUAAGGAAAAGGCUUCAGAGGAACCUGAGAACACUGAAUCUAAGAUACCAAAGAAUCAGAUGAUAAGCAAGAAGCUGGGAAACCAAAGGACACUCAAGAGAUUAAGGUCUCUGAGGAAGCCCAAGAGACUGAAAAUGCUAAGAACCCUGAAAAUACUAAAGGGUCUGAGCAUUUCAACAAGUCUGAGGAAGUUCAAGAUACCGCAAAGGUUGAGAACUCUGAAGAUAUUCAAGUUUCUAAUGAUUCCAAGCCUUCUUUAG
Messenger RNA from Moneuplotes crassus, 2835 nucleotides. The record is from the annotation of a GenBank genome assembly. NCBI's taxonomy places the organism in Eukaryota, Ciliophora, Spirotrichea, Euplotida, Euplotidae.